UUCAGUCUCUGUUGCUGCAGCUACCUGGUUCGCUUCCUGCACUUUGACGCACAGGUCCACGGAUUCGGCAGAAAACUUUUCCGAAACUUGCAUUUCGGAGUGGACUGAAUACAGCAGCUUGUCAAAAUGGAUAAAAAUAUAAAUGUCUACCUGUCGCUCACGGACUAACCUGUGCAGUCAGCCUGAGGACGCACCGUAAUCUGAGCAUAGAUGACCUUGAGUUGAUUGUCCUCUUCAUGUUUGUCCUUGAAUUCCUGCAGAGAGGGAGUCAUGUCUGCUGGCAGCAACGGCACUCUGAGACGCAGCUCAGGGCCGCAGAAUGGCAGCCAAGUGUCCUUUCACCAAGAGCGCUGUGUGGACCCUGUGGAAAGUAGUCAACUUUCCCCAGAGCCAAAGGCCAACCAUAAAGCACACCUUAAAGACGCGAAUGGUAAAGAAUCUGAGACCAUCCGCUUCAUUCCUGGUUCUGAUGAGCGCUCAUCCGCAGCAGGAACCUGUAAUCCCUGCUGUUCUUCAAGGAGCUGCAAAACCUUUGUGUGCAGCGUGAUCACCUGUGGCCUGUACAGGGUCUGUCAUUGCUCCAUCCUCGCCCCAUGCUUGGCCCCAAAUGAGAGUUCCCCAGAUGAACCGGUGAAAAUGAGCCCCAAAAGGGUCAAAUCGGGAGACAACAAGGAGGAAGCUGACACAGGCUGGUCUGAUCUCCACAUUAAUGGCGUUAAAGUGGUUAGUCCAAAAGAAUAUUUGUAUGUUGACCCCCAUUCCUCAUCAUACAUGCCUCCACCUGUUCAAACUCAGCCCGGAUCGCUGCAUGAGUCAAUGUUUGAUGACUGGGAAGAUGGGGAGGAGAACGUGGACUCCCUUAUUACCAAGAAACUGCUGGAGCUCUACUCUGAGUAUCAGAUUGAAGAGCUGGCCAGGUGCACCUCUGAUUCUUCGUUUCUGAGGAAGAGCAAAGCAAUCACCCAGCUGAUCAACUCCCUGGCUGAGGAGCAUAAAAUGGACGAGCAGGAAGCUGAGUGCCGGCUGGUGCGUGGCAUCAUUCGUAUCAGCACCCGCAAAAGCACAAAGAAGAGGCUGCCCAUAUCCAGGAUGGAGAGGACAUUGUCAGACAGUGGGCACGAGACGAUGAAUACCACCCCCUCCUUUUCAUUGAGCAUCAACAAUGACUACAGGUCAAAUCCCAACAUCCAAAUAUCAGAUUUAACCUCCUCUGAUAAAUUUGCCAGAGAAAUGUGGAGGACGAAUGGAGGUCAUUCUUCAAGUUCACCUUAUAACACGGAGAUGGAUUCUUCAGGCAUCCCACUAAUCCACUCUUCAAUCAGGACAUAGUUCAGCCAUCCUUAAAGUCUUGUUGUGUCCACAAGGUCACAUGCAGGAAGUUGAAAGGAGACACUACUUGCACUGGGGUCUCUGGCAGAGCCAAGCUCCCUCAAGAGGCCAUGCUUUGUUGUGGAAGAAAGGAAAUGUGACUUCAGUCAACUCAGGGCUCUAUGUAGAUAUGUAUGGCUUGUAAAUAGAUGGCAGGAUUGGGAGCUUGUCCUAAAGAUUUGAGUUUAUCUUGACAAUUAACCUCCCUUUUAUUUGUGAAGUCGUUUUGAAAUGUGACCUAUCUUUUUGGGGUUGAUUAUUAUGCGCUUGUUAUACAGUGGUUUAUUUUAAAUGUAUUGUGUGUGGUUGUUUUUCUUUGUGUUAUUGCACAUUUCACCAUGCCCUCACUGUCAAAAUUGAUUUUAGUUAAAUCGUUUUUAAUUCAGUGUCUGAUUUUGAACAUGCAUGUACUUAUUUUUCUCUUAUUUUAUUGUUUUUUAUUAUUGUAUUUUACAUUGAUGUUCGAGGCAUUUCUGCUACCCAAAGUGGCAGUAGUGUCAAAAAGAUGAAGGUAGGUUUAAUUGUUCUACGAAAACAGACGAUAAAAUGAUGGUCUUGUGCUGAGUUUUUGUGUUUUGUGAUGCACUAAAAGACAAAUAACCUUAAUGUCAAAAGAAAUGUAGGCUUUUGUUCUGAAUGUUGGUUAAUCCAUCCAUUGAUGUUGUGGUUAGCUGGUUAGCUCGGAGAAAUGACUAAUGAGCCAGGUUUGUUUAGUGUGAAGGAAGCAACAUCAGUCUGUUAUGUCCCAAACGGGCACAUUGUUUGAGACAGCACAUUACCUUUGUUAUUCAUUAAUUGAGUACAUGUAAUUAAGAGUUUGAAAUAUUUCAAAUGCAGAAAAAGUGUUUAUACCGUUGUAGGAUAUUAUGCAGUCUGUCUGCUGUUUUUAUCAUAAGCUAACUAAUCUGUUAAUGUAGUUUAAUAUUUUCUGCAUGGAGGUAAAAGGUAAAAGAUUUAUCUUAAUGUUUUAUGUUUUGUCUCUAUUUGCCAAUAAGAAAUAUAACCACUAAAGAAGAA
Nothobranchius furzeri (turquoise killifish) is the source of this 2385-nucleotide messenger RNA. It is a transcript of the gene kdf1b, whose product is annotated as keratinocyte differentiation factor 1b. Gene Ontology annotation, biological process: keratinocyte development; regulation of epidermal cell division. Lineage: Eukaryota; Metazoa; Chordata; Actinopteri; Cyprinodontiformes; Nothobranchiidae. Gene Ontology annotation, cellular component: cell junction. The record is from RefSeq and is a predicted model, not a curated record.